This is a messenger RNA of Durio zibethinus, 652 nucleotides long. The record is from RefSeq and is a predicted model, not a curated record. Lineage: Eukaryota; Viridiplantae; Streptophyta; Magnoliopsida; Malvales; Malvaceae.
AUGGCGAAGAUCCUCCUAAAACUCUCCUCCACUGUCCCCUUCGUCCUCACAAUUCUCUCAUUCUUCUCAAUCUUCGCCAUCAUAGAAUCAAAGCCUUUCUCCCGAAACCUAUCCCCAUCAUCCCUAGCGCUGAAGAGAGAGAAACUAAGCCACCUCCACUUCUACUUUCAUGACAUAGUCAUUGGUAAAAACCCAACCUCUAUCACUGUAGCCCAAGCACCCACAACAAACGCCUCGUCACCCUUUGGUGCGGUGGUGAUGAUUGAUGACCCUUUGACGAUCAACCCCGAUUUCAACUCCAAACUUGUUGGCAAAGCACAAGGGAUUUAUGCUUACACAUCACAAACUGAAGUUAGCGUAUUAAUGGCAUAUAACUUUGCUUUCAUGGAAGGGAAAUAUAAUGGCAGCAAUCUUAGCGUUUUGGGGAGUAACUCGGUGUUGUUUCCUGUCAGAGAAUUGCCGGUCGUUGGUGGGAGCGGGGUUUUCAGGUUUGCUCGUGGCUAUGCCGAAGCAAGGACUCAUUCAUUUGAUUCCAAGACCGGGAACGCUGUUGUGGAAUAUGAUGUCUAUGUUUUUCAUUAUUAAUAAAUGAGCUAAUCUGUUUGCUAUUUGAUUGGAUUUUCUCUCAUUUAAAGCACCGGCUUUGCCUUUG